Messenger RNA from Aquila chrysaetos chrysaetos, 2529 nucleotides. RefSeq names its product guanylate cyclase activator 1C (gene GUCA1C). The record is from RefSeq and is a predicted model, not a curated record. The transcript has 4 exons. NCBI's taxonomy places the organism in Eukaryota, Metazoa, Chordata, Aves, Accipitriformes, Accipitridae. Gene Ontology annotation, molecular function: calcium sensitive guanylate cyclase activator activity; calcium ion binding. The coding region runs from base 96 to 668 and encodes 190 amino acids.
GUAGCUCUCAAAGGCAGAGCUGGUGUUUGAAUGAUUGUUGUUGGGAAGCAAGAGUGAACAUUUGGAUGAAUAAGUACUGAAAAAGGUUACCUGGUAUGCUUGAUGCUAUGGGUGCUGCUGGAUCAGCAGAUGACAUUAAUGCUAUGGAAAUUCACCAUUGGUACACAAAAUUUAUGAAGGAGUGCCCAUCUGGACAACUUUGUCUGCAUGAAUUUAAACACGUCCUGGAUCUACACGGACUUACUCCAGAAGCUAACAACUAUGUUGAACAAGUAUUUCACACAUUUGACAUGAAUAAGGAUGGAUUUAUAGACUUCUUGGAGUUCAUAGCUGCAAUAAAUUUGGUUAUACGAGGGAAAAUUGACCAAAAAUUGAAGUGGUAUUUUAAGUUAUAUGAUGCGGAUGGAAACGGAUGUAUUGACAAAAAAGAACUAUUAAGCAUAUUCACGGCUAUCCAGGCUAUUAAUGGCCACACCAACAUGUCUGCCGAAGAGUUCACAAACAUGAUAUUUCAGAAGAUAGAUGUGAACAAUGACGGGGAACUGACUUUAGAAGAAUUCAUCAGUGGUGUGGAAAAAGACAAGGACCUAAUGGAAUUGAUUACGAAAAGUUUUGACCUUUCCAACGUACUCAAAGUCAUACAGAACGGCAGAAGACACAGCAUCUGAAGGAUCCAGUGACGGAUGUGGCAUCUGUGUCAUCAUUUCAAGGAAGAUAAUAUUGAUGCAUUCAGAGAGCUUGAUGUCGCCAAAGCCUGCCCAGGCAAUACUGAGCAGUCUGCUCCAGGAGUAACAAUUUUCACUCUUGACUCCAUCUCUCUCCUUUUCUUUUCUUUAUUCUUUAUAAUGACUGUGGCAGCCACAGAACACAAACCUUUGCCCACAUAUAACAGAAAAGCUAUUUGAUGCAGUACAAAUAACUUCUUUGGUCUCUAUGAACACUGUUCAGAGUAAUCAAUAAAAUAACGAAAAUAUCGCAAAAUGCAACCUUUCUAGAAGACACAGAGUUAAUAAAUUUAUUCUUUUAAGCACAGGCUCUUUAACCUACUACCUAAAGUGUGGAUAUAAACUUCUAGGUAGGACUGGGUUCUAUCCGGAUCAAUUAAGAAUGAAGCCUGGUUUGCAUUAACUUAACGUUUGCUCUAACCAGUACUCAAAAUUGGAGUAGGUUCUCUGGGAAACAACUCAGCUUAAUAUUACCGAGAUAUGCAUUCUCCUCAACAAGCUGUCUACCACUCUUGAUUUUAUUACAACUGUAAAUUAAAAUAAUGUGAUGUUUUGAUGGUUUUGGCAGGGUUCAGCUACUGUUCUUUCAAAUUAACCUUUUACAGAAGCGCUGGAAUGAAAUUUUGUUAUCUUUGUAGAGUAAAAUUAGAUGUUCAAAGAAUAGCUAAAACCAAAUCAUUUUGUAAGCACUCUGUUUUCCCAGAGAUUUGUGUCCUUUGACUUGUAUGUCCUCCUUUUCAAAACAAUUCAGUUUCACUGGGCUCUUUGCCAUGGCUGUAUGAGACAAAAGGUAAGAGGUAUCGUGACUAGUUCCUUCCUGCUGGUGGAACUGCUGGCUUCUGCCAAACAGACUGUUCAACAGCUGAAUUCUUCCUGCCUUUGCCUGAGAAGGAGUACUAAUUUAGGUAUCUUUGCCCUGCUCAGAUACCCGGCUGAAAGCUUUUAGCAAUUUAGUCUCUCUGAGACUUCUACCUUCUUUCAAGUUGGGUUGCAAUUGUCUCUGAACGCGGUAGCUGUUAGGAGUGCAGGGAUUCACAGAUGGCAUGAUCACAUAUGCCUCAUUUUCUUAGGAAACCAGACUGAAAACAACUCAACCUUACUUUAUAAAUAACAUGAUUAAUUCUAUGAGCUGAAAUGGAACUGCACGAACUGUCUGCAAAGGGAAAAUUAUAGUUCUCUCUGGCUCUGUUGGGAUUGAUACUCUCUCAAGUCUGCAACAAGUUUUGUCAAAUUACUACAUUAUAUCAGAAGAAUAAGUUCUCCUUGGCUGACAGUGCCCUGCAGGCAUCACACUCAUAUUAGUUAUUGUUAGAAGCAUCAGCUUUAUGCAAAAUAAUUUGUGCAUGGAUUGGUGCAGGUUGAAUGAAACAAUUAUUAAGAUUUCAAUAUGAAAAUGUUUUUCUUCCAAAUUCAUUUCAAACCCAUGUCCAUUUGCACAUGAAAUGUGCUCCAUCAUCUGCACUUAUCCCAGGUUCUGUUUGAUCAAUGGAAUAUACUGAAAGUAUGCAACAUGCAUCACUUGACAUUAUAAACAGUUCUGACAUUAUAGUUCUGACAUUUGAAUCUUUUAUAUCCUUUCCAAAAAAAAAAAAAUUAUGUAUGAGAUUGCUGGUGGUUCAAAUUUUAAGUUCUUGUAUUUAUUCAUCAUUGGCACAUUAAUAUGUCAUUGUCAGUAUCCGUUUUCUCACACCCAGGCUUCAAAAAACCACUUUUCUCAAUCUAGUGCUUUUGCAUUUAGAUCCUACGAGGGUGGUGUCCUUCAGAAUUGGCUUUAAAAUAUUUAAAAUAAAAUGGUCCAAUCUAA